GUUGGUGUUGAUUAUCUAAUAGGAAUUUUAAAAAUAUAAUGGCUAAUUAUUCUGUAACAUUAAUAGUAAUGUAAUUCAUUAUAAAAUGAUAAAGAAUUAUAAUUUACAUGUCACUUAUAUUUAAUUCAUUUUGCUUGCUAGUAAGUAGAGCAAAGUUUUCAUUCCAUAGGGUUUGUUUAAUCAGCAAACAUGAUCAAAGACUUCGGAAAAUCAAUAAAAUUGGUUAUUGUCGGACUUCAUCUAGCCACACCAUGAGUUCUUCAAAUUCAAGCAAAGUUUUUGAGGGCAUAGUAGAUAGAUUCAAAGGUAUUACUGUAGAUUCACAAAAAGAACAAUGUGAAGAUCAGGAAUUUACGGAAAAACUUAAAGAUUCUCUAAAAGCUUGGACUGAAAAUGGAAACAGAGGAAUCUGGUUCAAAGUUCACCUUAGUCAGUCUGAUUGGGUACCAGUUUUGGCCAAGAAUGGCUUUAAGUUUCAUCAUGCCCAGGAGGACUAUGUUAUGAUGGUAUAUUGGUUGCCUAAAUCAGAAAGUAAUAACAUUCCCCAUUAUGCUCAUACUAUGGUAGGUGUUGGAGCCGUAGUUAUUAAUGAUGAAAACCAAGUGUUGGUAGUUAAAGAGAGGUACUAUCCUCAUAGUCUACCUCAUUACAAACUACCAGGAGGAUACGCAGAACCAGGUGAAAAUAUUGUAGACACAGCAAUACGUGAAGUAUACGAAGAAACCAACAUAAAAACGAAGUUUGAGUCAGUGUUGACUCUAAGGCACGGUCAUGCAGGUAUGUUUAGAUGUUCAGACAUCUACAUAACCGUUCACCUAAAGGCACUGACGACAGAUAUAAAAAAAUGUGAUAGGGAACUUAUGGAAUGCAAAUGGAUGGAUGUGCCAGAAUAUUUAGAACAUCCCCAUAUACACGAAUUGAACAAGUUCUUCGUUAAGAAGUAUUUGGAAUAUGAAGAAAGGGGUAUCAAGCUCAACUGCUUCCAUGGGAUUCACCAGAUUCUUAAAAAACCAUAUACGGUGUACUCUAUUACAAAUAGGGAAUUAGAAUUUACUGAAAACCAUGUAGAUAUUUCGAAACAUUAAGAGAAGAUUAAAUUCGUUAGGUUUCAUGGGCCACAUAUUAGUAUUUAGAAUUUUAUACCAAAAUUUAAAGACAUUUUAAUAUAAAUUAUUUUAAUUAGGCCAUGCACACAAAAGCGAACAAUAGUUUCAUGUUCUUUUGCUCAUCUGAAAUAUAUUUAAUUGUGGUCAUAGAACUGUGGGAUGGAGUCUGUUAAAAUUGCGUUUUGAAAAUGUGUGAAAAGAAAUCAUUAAAAAAUCUACUGAAACCAUCUACAGGGUGAUUGAUUAGUAGGGUAAAGCUCAAUAGCUCUGCUAUAGUAAUAGAUAGCAAUAAAAGUUAAUAACAAAACGUUUAGCCACCUUUGAGCUACACAUUACAACAUUAGUUAGAAUGUUACAGGGUGUUCGAUAACACAGUGGCAGACCUAACUUAUGUUUUUUUAAAUGGAACACCCUAUGUUUUAUUUUAUAUUCGAAAUCCUGUUAACUUCUCCAUCACAAAAAUAUAAAGGUUUGUAAUGUUAUACAGGGUAUUUACAAAGUUAUAACCAAUUUUGUAUGAAAAUCGUAACAAGUUCAACUCCCUGUAUAAAUAAAAAUAAGCACAACAGCAAUGGUUUAUUAAUGCCAUAUUUUUUAUUUAUUGUCAAAAUUUUUAAGAAUUAUUGAUAUUGCUAAUUUUCUUUACAUCAAAUACAGGGCGAGUCAAAACGCAAGUACAUUAUUUUCUCAGUAAUGUUAAAUGGAACACCCUGUAUUUUAUAUCAUUAUUGAAAAGUAACAUUAACGUACUUUAAUUUUUAUAUAACAUUCCCUAUGCCCAAAUUUAUUAGUUUUCGAGAUAUUUUCAUUUUUCAGAGCAAAUUAUUUUAGAUGUUUAAAUUUACCUAAAUUUUAAGUAAGCCAUGACUGAAUUGACAAUUGAAGAUUACCGAUUAUCAAUCCGGUAAUCAAUGUAACACUGUAGCAAAUAAAGAAAUAAAAAUAGUUUAUUAGUAAUACAUUUUACAAACAAAAACACAACCACUGCAUGCAACACUUUUGAAACAAUUAAAAACUAUCUUUUUAUGUAAAUGCAACAAAUAAACAAAGAAAAUUAGUAAUAAAUUUUACAAAAAAAAAACACAAACACAAAAUACAAUAUUUUGUGAAAACAGUUAAACACUACUUUUGUAUGUAAAUGUAACAAUGUAACAAAUAAAGAACGAAACAUAAUUUAUCAGUAAUACAUUUUGCAAAAAACAUGUUUGAAAAACUUAGAAGCUACUUUUAAUAAAAUAUUUUUAAUAUUUAAUUACAUAAGGUGUUCAAAAUUAUCUCCUAACACAUUUAUGUACGCCUAAAAACGAUCAUUGAAUGAGCUACUUACUCUACGGAGCAUUUGUAAAUUAACACAUCGAAAUACACUUUGUAUUCUAUUUUCCAUCUCAUCCCUUGUUGUUGGAGGUAUUUUAUAAACUUCAUUAUUAACGUAACCCCAAAAAAAUCAGUCCAGUUUAUUAAAUUCUGGUGAUUUGGGUGGCCACGCUACUGGUCCAUUGCAAAAUGAAAAUAUCUCGAAAACUAAUAAAUUUAGACAUAGGGAAUGUUAUCUAAAAAUUAAAGUACGGUAAUAGUACUUUUCAAUAGUGAUAUAAAAUACAGGGUGUUCCAUUUAAAAUUACUGAGAAAAUAAUGUACUUGUGUUUUGACUCACCCUGUAUUUGAUAUAAAGAAAAUUAGCAAUAUCGACCAUUCUUGAAAAUUUUGACAAUACGUUAAAAAAUAUGGCAUUAAUAAACCAUUGUUGUUUUGCUUAUUUUUAUUUAUACAGGGAGUUAAACUUGUUACGAUUUUCAUAUAAAAUUGUUUAUAACUUUGUAAAUACCCUGUAUAACAUAACAAACCUUUAUAUUUUUUUGUGAUAGAGAAGUUAUUUCGAAUUUAAAAUAAAAUAUAGGGUGUUCCAUUAAAAAAAAAACAUAAGUUUGGUCUGCCACUGUGUUAUCGAACACCCUGUAACAUUCUAACUAAUUUUGUAAUGUGAAGCUCAAAGGUGGCUAAAAUUUUUGUUAUUAACUUUUAUUGCUAUCUAUUACUAUAGCGGAGCUAUUGAGCUUUACCCUUCCCUACUAAUCAAUCACCCUGUGUACCAGUUCAUACACCAGUAAUGCCUGGUUGCACCAACAGAUCUUAAUCUCCAGCUUAGCUAAGCUCUGCUUAUACUUUAAUACUGUGGCACACUAGCAUCUAAUACCGUUAAUUAUUAAUUACCGAUAAUUAAAGGCAUUAGACGCUAGUGUGGCACCAGCAUAAUGAUUUACAUUUAUAUUUAAGCUUACGGUACGUCUUAAGCUUAAUAUCUGUUGGUGCAACCAGGCAUAAGUUAUACCCGAAAAUUUCAGGGGGGUUAGUUUUGUAAUUUUCAAAAUGUAUUUUAUCACCUUCUUCAGGAUGUUGCUGGACUAAGAGAAAUUGUUGAAAUUGACUUAUAAUAUAUACUUAGUAGCUUAGAUUUAUAAAUUGUAAAUAGUUCACAUGGAAAUUGUGAAACAUUUGUGCCUUUAUAAUCUAUAAAAAUUUGUUAAAAUUGUUAUAUUUAUAUGGUUUAACUACUUAUGUAUUUAAUAACGUUUUGUUCAUUUAUAAGUUGUUUUACAAAAAAGAAUUAAUCGUUUUUAUUUUUGUCUAUGACUGUGAUUUGGUUAAUAAAAAAAUUGUUUUUAAUAA
Molecule: messenger RNA, 3773 nt
Organism: Diabrotica virgifera virgifera (western corn rootworm)
Lineage: Eukaryota; Metazoa; Arthropoda; Insecta; Coleoptera; Chrysomelidae
Exons: 5
Coding region: 108-1085 (325 amino acids)
Molecular function (GO): ADP-ribose diphosphatase activity; NADH pyrophosphatase activity; NAD binding
Source: RefSeq, a predicted model, not a curated record